AUUUGAAUAAAAUGGACGAGACAGAGCAAGCUAAGACUGGAGCUCCCUUGCGAAGUAGAACUCAUGUGACGGUAUACAUCGAAUACUGUAUCAACUGUGAGAGCCACCAGUGGUGCACAAACCACAAAUCUGAUAAAUACCUUGGGUAUUUAAACAGAGUUAAGAGAGCAAUCAACGAAGUUGUUCCUGAAUGAUCUAUAAUAGAGAAUGACUUGCCUCCAGAGAAAUCCGAUCGGAUAAUUAAAACAUACAACAGCGUCACUUGUGAUACUGUCAUGAAAUAUAAGUCUAAAUAAAGGCGUCAAAUCUAGCUUCCCCCGGGUCGGGGCUUUUGAGGUUUAUAUUAAGCAACUAAAUUGAUUUUCAAAACUCAAAAGUGGAAUGUGGCCCAAUGCUGACAAACUAGCAACAAAGAUCAGAGCAAUCGUUGAUAAUUUAGCAGAAGGAAAAUCCAUGCUCGCCGAUAUCGAGCACAAAGACAUGAGUGAAAGUGAGCCUGAAGAGGUACCCAGAGAGUUGCCUAACCCAAAAUCCUCCUUUGUGAUCCCUAAAGUACAGAGAAAGCUUGUUAAAAAGAAGAAGAAGCCAAAGAAAUUUAGAAGAAAUAAUCGAGAAUUCGUCAACAAAACUGCUUAUCAGAUGUCUGAUUCAAGCCAAGACAGGCUCGAGUCUAAAGGCCUCAAAGAUCAGAAGGAAAAAGCUCAAUCUGAAGAUGAAUAUGAAAAUGAUUUUGAUGAUGAUGGUGAUAAGGACCAAGAUAGCGAUGAAUAUGGAGAUGACGAAGAUUUUGAAGGAGAGGCUCUUCAAGAAGAGAAAAAGACUCCUCAAAAAGACAAGGUUAAAGCCACUCCCAAGAAGAAAAUUAGGGUUAAAAAUGCUACAAAUAAAGCAAGCAGGGCAACUUAUAAUACAAAGAGGCCUUCUCUGACAAAUCGGAAUCAAUUUGAUAUUACAGCUACUAAAUAUUCGAAUAAAUCGAAAAGAUCUAAGGUAGCUUUGUUUAAUGCAAGCGUACCACGAGAUAGUAAAUAUAAGAGAGAAAGAGCUUUCAGGAAUAGGUCCCAGAUUAAGCAUUACCAAAAUCUGAAUAGGUCAGCACAUGCAGGGAAGAAAUCAAGACCUCGCACCUUUGGAAAUAAGUCUCAUUUAUAUAGCUCAGAUCAUGCAAAUUCUUUUACAAAUUUGCAUGGAAUUGGACGUCCUAAGAAGAGGUUUAAAUCAAGUCAGAGACAAAGAAGGCCUUUGAGUAGUAGGAGAGUUGAUAGAAAGCCCAAGGAACAAGAGGUGCUCAUUACCAAGACUUAUGAUCUUUGACUGAGUAUAAAUAAGGAUGGAGAGAAUCCCUCCUCAACUAUCAGCAAGAAAAUAUCAUACAUCAAUAAAGACGAUCAAGAAUGAAUAUUCACUGUCAAAAGUUCUCACCCAGAUCAAAUGACAUUUAAGAAUGAUGAAAUUAUUGUAGGAGCAGGGGAGAAAGCUAAGUUUGGUAUUAGAUUCAAAAUGGUUGAUGAGCCUAAACUGGCCCAAUACGUUCUGUUUCUUAGUAAAGACGGACAUCCCCAUGAAAAUAUUCUCCUAAAUGUCAAGUAUGAAUAGGACUUCGCAAAUUUAACAUUAAUAUUCAACAAUCUGU
Messenger RNA from Moneuplotes crassus, 1633 nucleotides. NCBI's taxonomy places the organism in Eukaryota, Ciliophora, Spirotrichea, Euplotida, Euplotidae. The record is from the annotation of a GenBank genome assembly.